AACCCGAACCCCAAAAAAACAGAACACUUAAAUACGUUUGAAGUAACGAACCAACCUGCUUCAACUGCAACCGGAACCUUAACCUUAACCUUCUCGCGCCUUUUCAGUUUCAUUAACCCCUGUUGUGUGUUGUUUCUGUUUGGAUCUCCAGAAAAUGCUGGAAACUAAGGACCCUGCAAUUAAGCUCUUCGGCCAGAAGAUUCCCUUUCCUGGGGAACCUGAGGCUCCUGUCAUUGCCGGCGACGACAAGGCCUUGCCGGCGGCGAUGGAUGUCGACAAAGAGGAAGAAGAAGACAGAGACGUUGAUGAGUCAGAACAUGAAGAUGAGAAAGACCAUGGAGACAAGGAUUCUCGAGCUGAAGAAGAAGUUACUAAGAAAAAGAAAGAUGCUGAUCCUCCUCCAAAUGCUGCAGAGACUAAGAAGAAUUCCGGAACAUUACUGCCUGAGGGUAUUCAGAACCCAAAGACACCUUCAAUAGAAGAAGAAACUGCAAAAUCACAAGAUGGCAAAUCAGAGAACGAGCAAAGUGAUGCAACCAACAACUCACAAGAGAAAACACUGAAGAAGCCAGAUAAAAUACUUCCAUGUCCACGCUGCAAUAGCAUGGACACUAAAUUCUGUUACUACAACAAUUACAACAUCAAUCAGCCACGUUAUUUCUGCAAAGCGUGUCAAAGAUACUGGACUGCUGGUGGUACCAUGCGGAAUGUGCCAGUGGGUGCAGGGAGAAGAAAGAACAAGAAUUCUUCCACCCAUUAUCGCCAUAUCACCAUCUCUGAGGCUCUUCAGGGAGCUAGAAUUGAUGCUACUAAUGGAACUCAUCUUCCCACUUUAAAAACCAAUGGUAGAGUCCUUAGCUUUGGAUUAGACCCACCGAUUUGUGAUUCCAUGGCAUCCCUCUUGAACCUUGCGGAGAAAAAGGUUCUUAAUGGCACAAGAAAUGGGUUUCAUAACAUUGAGGAUCAAAGAAUUGCUGUUCCUUGCAAAAGUGAGGAAAAUGGUGAUGACUGCUCAAGUGGGUCUUCCAUUACUGUUUCAAAUUCCAUGGAGGAAAGUGGGAAAAGCACUUCCCAAGAAUCAUUAUUAAGAAACAAUGGUUUCAUUCCUCAAGUUCCAUGCUUUUCCAGUGUUCCUUGGCCUUAUCCUUGGAACUCUCCAGUUCCUUCACAUGCUUUGUGUCCUCAAGGAUUUCCCCCCAUGUCAUUCUAUCCUGCGGCGGCUUUUUGGAACUAUGGUGUACCAGGGAAUUGGAAUACUCCAUGGUUUCCCUCUCAUGAUGCAUCUGUUCCAAACCCAAGCUCUCCAAGCUCAGGUGCAAAUUCUCCUACUCUUGGAAAACACUCCAGGGAUGAUGACAUGGUUAAACAAGACCAUUUGCGCAAUGAAGAACCAUCAAGACAUAGAAACGGGUGUGUUUUGGUCCCCAAGACUUUAAGAAUUGAUGACCCGAGUGAAGCUGCAAAGAGUUCUAUAUGGUCAACUCUAGGAAUUAAGAAUGAAUAUGUGAGUGGGGGAGGCAUGUUUAAUGCCUUUCAAUCAAAGAAGGACGAAAAGAAUCAUGUUGAAACCUCCCCAUUGUUGCGGGCUAACCCUGCAGCUUGGUCUAGAUCCCUUAAUUUUCAUGAGAACUGCUGAAUUAGCACCACCACAGCGAGUCUUGGAUUGUGUCUGAGGAUUGAGGUUUAGUCACUUCUUCUUGAGUGAGCAAGAGACGGUGACCAUCUUUCAGCAAAUGGGCAUUUUGAUUAUGACCUUGGAAUGAAGCGAAGGUUGGUAGUCUCUGAUUUCCUCAGCAUAAGUAGGGUGAACUAAUCUACUAGGAGUUUUAGUGGGAUUGGUGGGAACUAAUUUUGUCUUUCUUUUCAUGUUUCACUAUGAACAGGUGUCUUUACGUGCUUAUUUUGCUGAGUUUGAGUUGAUGUACAUAUAAAUGUCUGUGAAAUACUGGCUAGAGAUGGAAAAGAUCUUUACUAUGUAUAAAUGUUCAGAGUUAAUGUAUUUUCUUAUGGAAAAUGGAAAAUGGGACUUCCUUUUGUUUUACAUGUUUUGGUUCUUUGUGGAAAAAU
Molecule: messenger RNA, 2067 nt
Organism: Gastrolobium bilobum
Lineage: Eukaryota; Viridiplantae; Streptophyta; Magnoliopsida; Fabales; Fabaceae
Product: cyclic dof factor 3-like
Exons: 2
Coding region: 155-1636 (493 amino acids)
Biological process (GO): regulation of DNA-templated transcription
Molecular function (GO): DNA-binding transcription factor activity; DNA binding
Source: RefSeq, a predicted model, not a curated record